CUGACGUUUCCAUAUAUUUAUAAAUCGGAUCGAAAAUAACAAGGUAUAAAUUACAAUAAACCUUUAUUUUGUCUUGAAAUACUACAGAUAUAUUGUAAAUCAAAGUGUCGUUCUCAAAAUUCCUAUCCACACUAUAUUAGUUAGAUAUGUUGCGGUUAACGGUGAAUAAAGUCCUUAACGGGGCUAAGAAUUGCCCUAAGCAAUUGAGUGUAAUAACAAGGGCUCAAAGUGAUCAAGCCAAGAAACCUGCAAAAAUUGAAGUAUUCAUCGAUGACAAACCUGUGAUGGUCGAACCAGGCACAACAGUUUUACAAGCCGCCGCAAUGGUUGGUGUAGAAAUACCCAGGUUCUGUUACCAUGAACGUCUUGCAGUUGCUGGCAAUUGCAGAAUGUGUUUGGUUGAAGUUGAAAAAUCACCUAAACCUGUUGCUGCUUGUGCCAUGCCAGUUAUGAAAGGGUGGCGCAUAAAGACUGACUCUGAAAUGACCAGGAAGGCACGUGAAGGUGUGAUGGAGUUUUUGUUAGUGAACCAUCCGUUGGAUUGUCCAAUUUGUGAUCAAGGAGGAGAAUGUGAUUUGCAAGAUCAAAGCAUGGCUUUUGGCUCAGACAGGUCUAGAUUUACUGACAUUGACCACUCUGGUAAAAGGGCUGUUGAAGAUAAAGACAUUGGACCGUUAAUUAAGACCAUUAUGACCAGAUGCAUUCAUUGCACUAGGUGUAUCAGAUUUGCAUCUGAGGUUGCUGGAGUUGAUGAUUUGGGUACCACUGGUAGAGGUUCUGACAUGCAAGUAGGAACAUACAUUGAAAAGCUUUUCUUGUCUGAAUUGUCCGGCAACAUCAUCGAUUUGUGCCCAGUGGGCGCUUUGACCAGUAAACCGUACAGUUUUACCGCCAGACCGUGGGAAAUCAGAAAGAUCGAUUCAAUCGACGUUUUGGACGCUGUAGGUUCAAACAUCGUCGUGUCGACGAGAACUGGUGAAGUCCUCAGGAUCCUGCCUCGACUUAACGAGGAAAUCAAUGAGGAAUGGUUAUCGGACAAAUCAAGAUUUGCUUAUGACGGUCUGAAGCGUCAACGAUUGGUUACUCCAAUGUUGAGGGAUUCGAAUGGGGAACUGAAGGCCGUUGACUGGGAAGCUGCUUUGCUCACUGUGGGAAAACAGAUUAAAAACGCAGGUGAUAAGAUUGGUGCGGUCGCUGGUGGUUUCGCCGAUGCCGAACUAUUGGUUGCCGUUAAGGAUCUUCUGAAUCGUCUUGGCUCUGAAAACUUGUGCACUGAACAUAUUUUCCCCAUGGACGGAUCCGGCACCGACCUUAGAUCCAGCUAUCUGUUAAACAACAAGAUUGCAGGCGCCGAAGAGGCCGACGUUGUUCUGCUUAUUGGAACAAAUCCGCGUUUAGAGGCUCCUCUUCUUAACUCCAGGCUAAGAAAGGCGUGGGUCCAUAAGGAAUUAGACGUUGCUUUGGUAGGUCCUAAAGUUGACUUGAGGUAUUCUUAUGAUCAUUUGGGUGACGAUCCAUCGACAUUGAAAGCGUUGACUUCUGGAACUCAUUCGUUCAGUCAAAAACUGAAAUCGGCGAAGAAGCCACUGAUCAUAAUUGGAGCUGACACAUUGGAAAGAUCUGAUGGAGCAGCCAUACUGGCUCAAGUUCAAAACUUGGCCAACUCACUCAAUCCAGCUGAGAAGGACUGGAAAGUCUUGAAUGUGCUUCACAAAGUUGCCAGUCAAGUUGCAGCUCUUGAUAUCGGUUAUACCCCUGGUGUGGAUAAAAUUAGGAAUGGUAAUUUGAAGGUUUUAUUCUUGUUGGGAGCUGAUGAAGGAGCAAUAACCAAGGAAGACUUACCCAAGGAUUGCUUCGUAAUUUACCAAGGACACCAUGGUGACCAGGGCGCCUUGAUCGCCGACGCAGUUUUGCCCGGCGCCGCCUACACCGAGAAACAAGCGACAUACGUGAACACCGAGGGCAGAGCCCAACAGACUUUGGUGGCCGUCACUCCACCAGGAAGGGCACGUGAAGAUUGGAAGAUCAUCAGGGCACUAUCCGAAAUUAUCGGCGAACGUUUGCCCUACGAUAACUUAAACGAAAUUCGCGACAGAUUGGAAGAGGUCGCUCCCCACCUCACUCGAUACGGCCAUGCUGAAAAUGCGAACUUCUUCAAGCAGGCUGCCGCCUUGGCUAGCGGUAAUGAUGUAGAAUGUACUCCAUUAGAUGUUAAAAUUAAGGAACUUAAAGAUUUCUAUAUGACAGAUUCAAUCAGUAGAGCAUCCCCGACAAUGGCAAAGUGCGUUCAAGCUGCUUUGAAACAAAAGUUAUGUUAAAUCAAUUCAAAGUUAUAUUUAUGUAAAUUUUAGAAGAUCUAAGCACUAUUGUUAGUGAAAUAAGAUGAAAAGUACAGUCUUAACAUUAAAUUGGAGGUAUUAUGUUCCAUCUUUUUUUAUUUUUUAAUUCAGUUUAUUUGCUUUGUACAUUAUCUUUAAAUACCAAUAAACAUGUAUUAUACUUUA
Molecule: messenger RNA, 2504 nt
Organism: Aethina tumida (small hive beetle)
Lineage: Eukaryota; Metazoa; Arthropoda; Insecta; Coleoptera; Nitidulidae
Gene: ND-75
Product: NADH-ubiquinone oxidoreductase 75 kDa subunit, mitochondrial
Exons: 9
Coding region: 147-2318 (723 amino acids)
Biological process (GO): ATP synthesis coupled electron transport
Cellular component (GO): membrane
Molecular function (GO): iron-sulfur cluster binding; NADH dehydrogenase (ubiquinone) activity
Source: RefSeq, a predicted model, not a curated record